Messenger RNA from Chelmon rostratus (copperband butterflyfish), 9293 nucleotides. It is a transcript of the gene dot1l, whose product is annotated as DOT1-like histone H3K79 methyltransferase. The coding region runs from base 262 to 4485 and encodes 1407 amino acids. Gene Ontology annotation, cellular component: nucleus. The transcript is spliced from 28 exons. Gene Ontology annotation, molecular function: histone H3K79 methyltransferase activity. Lineage: Eukaryota; Metazoa; Chordata; Actinopteri; Chaetodontiformes; Chaetodontidae. Gene Ontology annotation, biological process: regulation of transcription regulatory region DNA binding; DNA damage checkpoint signaling; DNA repair. The record is from RefSeq and is a predicted model, not a curated record.
AGGUGUUAUUGCCAGUGGACAUAAAAAGGCAUUUUAUUCAAAAUAGAAAGCGGAGGCAGAUACAUUUAUACACUUGGCCGUAUUGUGUGUGUAUUUGCCACGCAACGACCGUCGACGUAUUUUUUAUUCCACGCGUUUCAACGUUUUUUUCUUAUAAAAUGUUCACGUUGUAGCUCGCUCGCUAACCGACCAGCUGGCUAACAGAGAGCAGUUACUAGCUAGCUAGCUAUCUUCCACAGCCAAGCCGCCGUGAAGUGUAGAAUGGGAGAAAAGCUGGAGCUCAAGCUCAAAUCGCCGGUUGGAGCAGAACCUGCUGGCUAUCCGUGGCCAUUAUCAGUAUAUGAUAAACACCAUGAUGCUGCUCAUGAAAUCAUCGAGACCAUUCGGUGGGUGUGUGAGGAGAUCCCAGACCUCAAACUUGCUAUGGAAAACUAUGUACUCAUUGACUACGACACCAAGAGCUUCGAGAGUAUGCAGAGGCUUUGUGAUAAGUACAACAGGGCCAUUGACAGCAUUCACCAGCUGUGGAAGGGGACCACCCAGCCUAUGAAGCUGAACAAACGUCCUUCCAACGGGCUGCUGAGACACAUCCUACAGCAGGUGUACAACCACUCAGUGACAGACCCAGAGAAGCUGAACAACUAUGAGCCCUUCUCACCUGAGGUGUACGGAGAGACCUCUUUCGACCUGGUGUCUCAGAUCAUCGACGAGAUGGAAAUGAUGGAAGAUGACACCUUUGUUGACCUUGGCAGUGGAGUGGGGCAGGUAGUGCUGCAGGUUGCAGCAGCAACCAACUGUAAACACUACUACGGUGUAGAGAAAGCCGACAUUCCAGCUACCUAUGCAGAGACCAUGGAUAAAGAGUUUAAAAAGUGGAUGAAAUGGUAUGGAAAGAAACACGGGGAGUACACACUGGAGAGAGGUGACUUUCUGUCUGAAGAAUGGAAGGAAAGGAUCGCCAACACAAGUAUUAUUUUUGUGAAUAACUUUGCCUUUGGUCCAGAAGUAGAUCACCAGCUGAAGGAGCGCUUUGCUAACAUGAAGGAAGGUGGGAAAAUUGUAUCCUCCAAACCUUUUGCACCUUUAAAUUUUAGAAUAAACAGUCGAAACUUGAGUGAUAUUGGCACAAUAAUGCGUGUGGUGGAGCUUUCUCCACUCAGGGGCUCCGUGUCCUGGACUGGAAAGCCAGUGUCCUACUACCUGCAUACCAUAGACCGCACCAUACUUGAAAACUAUUUUGCUAGUCUCAAAAAUCCUAAACUCAGGGAAGAGCAAGAGGCAGCUAGGCGACGUCAGCAGAAGGAUACGAAGGACAGUAAAAGCAAUAGCACCACACCCACAAAACCUAAAGAACAAAACAAGCAGGACUCCUGUGGUGAGGAGGAGCGUCCUAGCUUGGUGACAGUGGUCAAGUCCUCUGCCAAACCCCGAAGAGCCCGACUCCUGUCCAAAGGUCGCAAGUUGAACAACAAGAAACUUGGCCGACCCAAGAAAGCCGCCCCGGCUGCUGAGAAGAAGAACAAGAAGAACCAGAGUGCUUUGGAUUUGCUGCAUGCCAAGACCCUUUCUGCAGCACCCCCUCAGGAUGCGUACCGGCCACCUCAGAGUCCCUUCUACCAGCUACCUCCAAAGGUCCAGCACUAUCCCUCUAGUCAACUGCUGUUGAGCCCGACUCCUCCUGGUCUGCAACAACUGCUAGAUAACAUCAAAAUUCAAUACCUCCAGUUUAUGGCCCACAUGAAGACUCCUCAGUACCGCUCCAACUUGCAGCAGCUUUUAGAGCAGGAGAAGCAAAAACACAGGGACCUGUCAGGGCAGGCAGAGCAGCUCCACACAGUCUGUCAGUCUCACAAAGACAAGAUCAAAGGUCUCUUUCAGACCAAACUAGAUGAGCUGGGAGUGAAAGCCUUGACUGUGGAGGACCUUCUGCAGGCCCAGAAGGAGAUAUCAGCUCACAAUCGUCAGCUGAAAGAGCAGACUAAGCAGCUUGAGAGAGACAUGGCCUUGCUGAGAGACCAUAGCCUGCUACUGCUUAAGUCUCGAUGUGAGGAGCUGAAGCUUGACUGGGGUUCUUUGUGCCUGGAGAGUUUGUUGAAGGAGAAGCAGGCGCUACGCAGACAAAUCUCUGAGAAACAGAGACACUGCUUGGAAUUGCAGAUCAGCAUCGUGGAGCUAGAGAAAAGUCAGAGGCAGCAGGAGUUGCUUCAGCUCAAAUCCUACAGCCCCUGUGAGGGUUCUCCAUACCGGAAGAGCCUGGAAUCACGCUCUUCCUCAGACAUGGACUCCUCUAAGCUUGGCCUGUCCUCAGCCCCUGCCCUCAAUGGUGUCAGCCCAGAGCUGUCUAUCAAUGGCACUAGCUCACCCUGUUUUGACCGGACCAACACCAAGGGGGAGCUUCUUUCUCGCUAUCUGCCCAUCUCCCCGGACCAUGAGGUUGUACCCGCCACCCCUGAUGCCCGGCAGAGGCAGCAAAGUUCCUCCUAUGCUCUUCCUGAUUACACACGCUUCUCCCCUGCCAAGAUUGCCUUGCGAAGGCACCUUAACCAGGACCCCACUGCCUCUGCUCACUUGAGAGGUCCAGGGCUGACUGCACACAGGGAAGUGGGUGGUGUUAACUCUCCGCUUGGAGCCAAACAGAACUGCCCCUCUCCCAAUUCAUGUGAUACCCAGAAUACUCCUAAAAGUUCUGAGAGGGGUGGUAAGGAGAGGAGCCCAUCUGUUCAGGGUGACAACAGCAUUACAAGCCUUCCAAUAAGUAUCCCUCUCAGCACUGUCCACCCAAGUAAACUACCAGUCAGCAUCCCUCUGGCCAGCGUAGUGCUGCCCAGUCGUGCUGAGAGACUGAGAAAUACUCCAAGUCCUGUGUCUCAGGCAGGUCAGACCAACGGCUAUUCAGGGCUGAUGAAUGGAGGUCCCCAUCCUGAGGACCAUAAUGGUGCUUCUUCAUCACCUUCUCCACACACCAACACUCUUUUGACGGGACCAAUGGGCCGAGGAGGUCCCAUCCAGAGCCCCCCACUCAGCACUGGAGGGGUGCUCCAGUAUGCAGAUGGACCCCCGAGGAUUCUUCCAGAAGAUGGGCAGGAUCACCAAGGAGGUGAAUCUGACAUGGAGCCCCAGGACAGUGAACUGCGGAGGAGAAUCUUCUUCUCUUCUUCCUCCUCUUCAUCCUCGUCUUCCUCUUUGUCGGGCAGUGGAGGCAGUGCGGCUGGAGGAUCACGCCUCCACCAUCACACUGGCAACUCAGCCAAGCAGGGAUACCACAGUAACCAUGGAAACCACCACCACCAGUCCCCUGGCACACAGCACACUCACCCACCCACACAUACGACGUCAUCGCACUCCUCUCACAGCCUCGGCUCUCAAGAGGGACGUAAGCGAGGGAGAAGGAAGCGCAGCUCUGCAGUAGCUGUCACGGCCAGCGGAUCCCCAAAGAGGAGGUCAUUCCCCGGGCUCAGCUCCAACAACCACUCUUCAGGAUCGCCGCUCAACAUUAACUCUAUGGUGAACAACAUCAACCAGCCUCUGGAGAUUUCCGCCAUCUCCUCCCCAGAACAAUCAAGCCGCAGCCCGAACGGGCCGGACCUGGACCAGCCUCCUAUCUUGAAGAGAGAGCGCCCCCUAGAGCUCAAUGGCACAGGUCGUUACUCCUCAGCCCCCAGCUCUGAUGACGAGGACUCAGGAUACCCUGCUGACAGCUCCAGUUCACGAAUUGAAAGAAAAAUAGCCACUAUAUCCUUGGAGAGCAGAGAUGGAUCUGGUAGACUAGGGGAUAGUGAAAGAGGCAGGAAAUCUGGUAGCAGCAGCGGUAACAGCACGGGCAGUGAGGCCUCCUCUUCGUCAUUGUCCUCUACUAGCAAGUGGAAAUCCACCUUUUCCCCCAUUUCUGACCCCAAGCAACCCAACUCUGACCUGAGACAGGGGGGCUCUCCAUUCGGCAUGGGGGGGUCUAGCCGGGGCACAGACUCUGAUUCUGACCACAAACAGCAGCAUCAGCAGGUGAGGAAAGGGAGUGAUGGAGAGUCGUCCAGCUACAUGACCGCCAACCCCUUCCUCAGUCAGGAGCCAGGAACCCGGGGUGGAGCCGGUGCUGGCGGUGGUGGCGGUGCACAGGGAGGCAGUGGUUCAGACCAACGCCAGGCCCCCCAGAAGCAGAAAGCCCCCCGGGACUGGGAGCUGAAGACAAGCAGCAGCCUGGCCAGUCAGAAUCUCUUCAUAUCUGCUGCUGCCAGCAGUGGAGGGGGCAUACUGAGUGGAAAGGUGGGAAGCAGUCCUGUAGCAGUGUCCUCAACCACAGGAUCUACUGUGGGACAGUACCUGGGGUCUCAGUUCCCACUUGGAGGGACCUCAGUCUUACAGUCCUUGUUCGGGGCCCAGACAGGCGGAUCCACGGUGAGUGGGACCCCACGGCUCGUCAACGGUCACUCUGCCCUGGGAAGCUUCUCCAGUGCUGGACUGGCAGGGGGAGCAGCUGGAGGUAAUUGAUGAAAUCUACCUCAACAUUAAAUAAACUAUGCAAAUGUCCAUGUGUGGACCAAGGCACUCUCCUCACUCACUGGUGCUUCAAAACGUCUGCACUACCCAACCGCCUCCAAGACCGGCUUCUGUACUGGGAUCUCUGACACACACACACACACGCACACACACACACACACACACACACUUACCACCACUAUGGUCACCUUGAGCAGAUUUCACAGGUACUGGUCAUGUUUAUGUGUGGAGUGUUAAAAUGUUGUUAUAAUAUGGAAAUCAGUACCGACUGCUGCCCAGCACUGAAUGAACUGAAUUAUCCAAGAUGUCUGGUUCAACGUUAAGGUGCUCGAUAGUAUGAUAGUGUGUCAUUUUGUUUGUCUUUGUCACUAUUAUAGCAACUAGUGUUCAGCAAAUAAUAGUUUUUAUUUUUAACAACAGAUAGACUGAAGCACACAGUCCACCUUUCUAAGCUGAAUGUCAUCAGGAGUCAUGUUCCCUCCAAAGUUUUCAUAUGUGUGCAUGUGUUUGCACACUCAAACACACACACACACACACACACACUCACACACACACAGACCAGUUCACUGAACUCUGCUCAGAUGUCAUGCAGUCUGCCUCUCUGCAUGCAUGCUCUCUUAUCUCUGUUUUCUUCCAUCAGUGAAAAUCAAUAUUUGUUGCUACAUAAUAGAAUAUGAAACAAGAUGAGGAACUUUUGCUCUAACUUCACACUGGAUAGUAAUAGAGAUGCACUGAUACUGAUAUUGGUUAGCAGUCAAAUACUGACGCAAAUAGCUGGAUUGGGUAUCAGUGACAAUGGGCCGAUCUGAUAGCGGAUACCGUUAUUUUAAUAAAUAACAAUUCAGUACAUUUAUAUCUGUGUAUUUAUUUGUUACAUUUUGUUUUACAAAGUUAGGAAAGCAAUGUUUAAAUCAAGCCUGAUGUUGCCUUAUACAUGAGAGAAUGAUCCCAGUCUCUUGCACACGGUGAGGCAGACAGCUUAUUAAACACUGGUAUCGGAUCGGUACCCAGUAUGGGCUGAUACCCAAAGCCCAGCUGUUGGUAUCGAGACUGGAAAAAGUCAGAUUGGUGCAUCACUAGAUAGUAAGGUAUAGUUACUCAUGUAGCAGAACUUGUGCUGGCUGGUUUGUUGACACCCCUUAAACUUCGGUCAUGUUGAUGAUUUACAGUAUUUUCAUAUUUAUUUUUAAAAUGUGAGUACUUACUGUUAAUGCAAAGUGGCACAAAUGAUAAAGUGCUGUUCUGGCGGCCAUUUUUGGAACACAUAACUAACUAAUUUCUCUUUCUACUAACUAGAGCAAAACCAACUGAGUUCCUGUUCUGAGUGAUUAAAAAAAUUCUUCAGGUGUCAUUCCGUGUUUCUCUUCCAAUAUCAGAUGUUAAACAUAUCAAUUAAAUUAUGUUUGUUUACUUCAAAAAUGAGCUUUUUGGUAUUUUGUGGCAGUAAUCGGGCUUAUUCAACAUUUAUUGUGAAUAAAUGAACUGAAUAAUGACGUGUAUGUGUUGAAGUAGGCCGAACACAUAACAGUGUUCUGAUUUCAGCCUAAUUCUGAAUAUAUUGUGAAUUAGCAACAUUUCAAGGGGUGCCAAUAAUGCUGAGCAGAGCCAGGUACAUUUUCAUUUUUUUAGAAAGACCCCAUGAAAUUCAUUUAAUGAGAUGGUGCUCUGUGUAGACAUUGUUAGUCGCUCUUUAGUCGAGACCCAGUGUUGCCAAAGAGUUGUGGCUACACUGUUUAGUGCUUUAGUGAAGCUGAAUCCAGAGGUAAAAGUAAGUUUCAACUAAUUUCUGUGUUUAUCAACAUUUUCUUCAGUCAGUUGGGUAAAUCACACUACCAGACAGCAGCAGAAAUACUCUGACAGCAGGAAUUUUUAACUCUUCUUAAGCUAAACUUAUUUGUAUUUAUCUCUGCUGUUGGGAAAUGCAGGUUUAAGCAAAUGUUUAGGACACAUGUAUGUGGAAUUAUACUGCAUUUAGUUCAUACACACGCACACGUACACACACACUCAUGCAUGCAACUCCUCACACACUGACAAAACAAUUAACCAUAACCACAACAUACUACUGGACGCUCUUCACACCGUUUUGUUUGCUUUUUUUUUUUUUUUUAAUUGUGUAAUUUGUUUUUGUAAACAAUGUUUGUACUGUGAAUGUGAUUCAUUCUCCGGCUGUAUAGUUGUGUAUAAUUUAGAUUAUUAUAUUUAUGCCGUCAGUCUCUCAAAUUUGCCUUGGUAUUUGUUUUCCCUUUGUUUUUUCCUUUUUUUUUGUAAUCCUGAAAUGUGUUGACAUUGUAGAAUGCAACAGUGUGUGUACUUGACUCACAGUCUGAAAACAAUGGUGCUACAUUUGGACUGUAUCUGAUCUUAUUUAUUCUAUAGUGAAAACGUCAAAAACAAAUCAAAUACUUGGUGCUGUACACAGGGACAUUUGUAAAGCCUUUUUUUGGCAUUUCCUUUCUCAUAUUUAAUAUGCUAUUGUCUGGUUCUUUGAAUGCCUAGUGUACAACUGUAGACACCACCUUUAGAUAAAACUACUCUGCAACAGCUGGCUCAGAGUCAACAGGUAUGAGGACCUCUGUUCAUGUUUCUCAUGCCACACUUUUAAACACAAGUCAGCCCACUUUGCUCUCAGAAGUGAGCUGCUUAUCUGUUAGUGAACAAGACACACUGUUUUUGUACAUAACUUUUUGUUUUUCCUUGUUUGUCUCCAUCAUAAACAGAAAGGUAUAUAAGAAAUGUAUCUAUAUACAGUCUAUAUAUAUAUGAGUAUAUAUAUAUAUAUAUAUAAGUGAAUAGGGGUGUUGGUGCUGCAUUGUGACCUUAAACUCAACCUGUUAAACAGGAGGCUUGAAGCCAAGGAGAGUGAAGCAUUGCCACACAGACGGUGCCUAACAGUGUGCUGACACAACCGCACCUGAGUCCUUGUGAUGCACAAACACACACACAUACACACACACACACAGACACACCACAGAACUAGUAACUCAGAAGCUGUGUGUUUUUAAAACUACGGUGCUGUGGCUUGAACACAACUAGACUCUGGCACUAGAACUGUCUUCACUUCUAUCAGAUGUUUCCACAUCUUGUUUCUUUUGUUUGUUUUUGCCGACCCAGAUUCUGCAGGAAAAAUGGUGCUUCUGUUUCCUAACAAUGGCAUUUCAGAUUUUACAAACAACAUCUUUAGUGGUGCGUACUAAACUGCGCGUCAACCUCUUACACACACUGUCUGUCUUACUGUCAAGGCCCUACCUUGUAAUGUGAGCGUAUUGUGUAAUUGCAAAGACAUGCUGAUGUAAAACACUUGUGUUAGGGUGUAUGCGUGCAUCACUUGGUUAGGAGUGAGAGCAGCCAAGCUUCCUUUUUCUGAUAGUUGGAAUACUUAAGCUCAGUUUGUGUGUGUGAGUGCGUGCGUGCGUGCUUUUUUUCCACUCGCCAGUGCAUAUCUAAGGGAAAAUUAGACUAAUGAAAGCUUUAUUGUGAACUCUUGUCCUGUGCACUCACUCUGUAAACACAAAUACAUUUCUCACCUGCGAGUGAAAAGAAGAAAGUCAUUUUAGAAAAUAAUUAGAGACUAUAGUCAAUUUGUUACCAGCACUGAGAGGUCUUUUGUAAUUAUUGUUGAUGCUGUUUUGAUUUUCUUAUUCUUGGUGUUUGAUACAAUUGCAGUUACAUGUUAUGCUUUUAAUUGUGUCUUCAGAUUCCUGUCAGUUUUUAAUACUACUAGUCAGACAGACAGCACGGUGCUCUCCUUCACUUAAAACAAGGAAAUUGCAGCUAUUGAUAAAUACUACUCUUUUCCUGUUGUGCUGCAGGGUUUUAUGGUUUAAUAAUCGUCAACACGAGCUUGCCUGGCGGCUUUCUUAUGGUCCGGUCUAACCUACGGAGGUUUCUCUAAUCUGGAGGGGCGCUGCGGUGUAUGUUCACGUGAGAAUAGUUUGUGGGAAUGGCAACGAUUACAUUCAUUACAGAUUUCAACCAGUUUUGUAGCUACUUGUACAAUCAGUCACAGGGGUGAGGUGCUGUUAUUCAAGUCCUUUGGUGCAUGAGCAUGAUUUGAAUUAAAGCUUCUAUGCAGUUCUCCAGCAUUCUCCAUCCUGGUACAUUAUUGAUCUGUGAGAGCGUCGCAGUCGAGGCUGUUUACUCUAAAUCCUGCCAAAGGUCUUAACUCAGGAACUUCCCAGAUUGCUUGAAAUCAUGUAAUGAUGUAAGAAAAAUUUCUUUCAACUACUGCAUGUCACAUAUUCAGCAUCUUGUGGUAUGAUGAAGUCCCUCUCCAACUCAACUCAGGACCAGAACAACUCCCCAGUAAGUGUAUUUUAAGGUAAAAGUUGCCAGCUGUCUUGUCAGAUGUCCUCAGAUUCAUUCUCACUGUCUCAUACAUCCAGCCUCUCCAGUGAAAUCCAGCUUUAUAAAGCUUUAUGAGUCGGUCUGAUCUCGAGAAGCUGUGAAAUGGCUACAACUUUCAGCAUCUUCCUCAUCUCACAAAUGCCUCUGUCUCGAUUUGUGUCUCUAAGAGGGAGGUUCACAGUCCUCAGUUAGGAUUCUUCCCAUCAGUAUGGGGGGUAAACUGACACUGGACACGUGACCUACAGUAUGUGUAUAGUGAUCUCUGAUAGGUGCAGCCAGGGCAGGUUUGAGGUGCAAUAACGGCAAACCUACUUUCCAAAAGGCCCUGGGUUUUAAUGAUAAAAUUGUUACUGUUCGGUGUUGGUGCUUUUAUCCUAAGAUGUUAUAAUGAAACAAAUGGAAUUAAUGUUUUUUUUUCUGCGUUUUAUGAUUAUUAAUAAAAAUGUUUCAUAUAA